Oncorhynchus gorbuscha (pink salmon) is the source of this 1290-nucleotide messenger RNA. RefSeq names its product keratin-associated protein 10-2-like. Bases 1 to 1290 code for a protein of 429 amino acids. The transcript is spliced from 4 exons. Lineage: Eukaryota; Metazoa; Chordata; Actinopteri; Salmoniformes; Salmonidae. The record is from RefSeq and is a predicted model, not a curated record.
AUGAACUCCGUCAUCUGUGUCAGCUCCGUUAUCUGUGUCAGCUCCGUUAGCUGUGUCAGCCCUGUUAUCUGUGUCAGCUCUGUCAUCUGUGUCAGCCCUGUUAUCUGUGUCAGCCCUGUUAUCUGUGUCAGCCCUGUUAUCUGUGUCAGCUCCAUUAUCUGUGUCAGCCCCGUUAUCUGUGUCAGCUCUGUUAUCUGUGUCAGCCCUGUUAUCUGUGUCAGCUCCGUUAUCUGUGUCAGCUCCUGGAUCAAUAUUGUUCUAAUUAUAGACGUAGCACUUGAGUCCUGCAGCAGUAGUGAGUCCUGCAGCAGUGAGUCCUGCAACAGUGAGUCCUGCAGCAGUGAGUCCUGCAGUAGUGAGUCCUGCAACAGUGAGUCCAGCAACAGUGAGUCCUGCAACAGUGAGUCCUGCAGCAGUGUGUCCUGCAACAGUGAGUCCUGCAGCAGUGAGUCCAGCAACAGUGAGUCCAGAAACAGUGAGUCCUGCAGCAGUGAGUCCUGCAACAGUGAGUCCUGCAGCAGUGAGUCCUGCAACAGUGAGUCCUGCAACAGUGAGUCCUGCAACAGUGAGUCCUGCAGCAGUGAGUCCUGCAGCAGUGAGUCCUGCAACAGUGUGUCCUGCAACAGUGAGUCCUGCAGCAACAGUGAGUCCUGCAGCAGUGAGUCCUGCAACAGUGAGUCCUGCAACAGUGAGUCCUGCAGCAGUGAGUCCUGCAACAGUGAGUCCUGCAGCAGUGAGUCCUGCAACAGUGACAGUGUCCUGCAACAUGAGUCCUGCAACAGUGAGUCCUGCAGCAGUGAGUCCUGCAACAGUGAGUCCUGCAACAGUGAGUCCUGCAACAGUGAGUCCUGCAGCAGUGUGUCCUGCAGCAGUGAGUCCUGCAGCAGUGUGUCCUGCAGCAGUGAGUCCUGCAACAGUGAGUCCUGCAGUAGUGAGUCCUGCAACAGUGAGUCCUGCAACAGUGAGUCCUGCAACAGUGAGUCCUGCAGCAGUGUGUCCUGCAACAGUGAGUCCUGCAGCAGUGAGUCCAGAAACAGUGAGUCCAGCAACAGUGAGUCCUGCAGCAGUGAGUCCUGCAACAGUGAGUCCUGCAGCAGUGAGUCCUGCAACAGUGAGUCCUGCAGCAGUGAGUCCUGCAGCAGUGAGUCCUGCAGCAGUGAGUCCUGCAGCAGUGAGUCCUGCAACCGUGAGACCUGCAACAGCAGUGAGUCCUGCAGCAGUGAGUCCUGCAACAGUGAGUCCUGCAGCAGUGAGUCCUGCAACAGUGAGUCCUGCAGCAGUGAGACCUAA